GGGCCCUAGUGAUGGCAGCCAAUGAGCAUCUGUGUCGAGCAGUCUUUCCCUUUUGCCUCGCCUACUUCCAUUUCUUCUUCUCUUUCACUCAUCAGGCUUCGGACUCGUCGUGCUUCUGCAAGCAGCUCGGUGGGACAGGAAAAGAGUCGGUGGAAAAGCGGGGUGAGAGGUCGGAUGCGGAGACCCGUUUGGAUCCUACUGCUCGCAGCUUGGGCGGCGGCCGCACUCCACCUCGCCGAUGCGGGGGCCAGCGGCGGCGAUGGAUUCCCUGCUAUGCUGACACUGGAAAGGGCGUUGCCUAUGAAAGGAGUCAGUUUGAAGCAUCUUAGGGCUCGGGACCGCGCCCGGCAUGGCCGGUCUCUGCAGGGUGGCUCCUCGCUGACGUCCGCUGGAGUGGUAGAUUUCCCCGUCGAGGGCUCCUCCAAUCCGCUCACCGUUGGGCUUUAUUAUACUCGUGUUAAAUUGGGCAACCCAAUAAAAGAAUUCUAUGUUCAGAUCGACACAGGAAGUGAUAUCUUGUGGGUGACAUGCAACGGAUGCAAUGGAUGCCCAAUAUCAAGUGGACUAAAUAUCCAGCUAGAGUUCUUCGAUCCUUAUAAGUCAUCAACGUCAUCAUGGAUAUCUUGUUCUGAUAAUAGAUGCACCUCUUAUUUCCAAAGUGGAGAGGCUUUAUGCCCCAAUUCUGGUUCUUCAAAUACUCCAUGCAGUUACACAUUCCAAUAUGGUGAUGGAAGUGGCACAUCUGGAUAUUAUGUAUCUGAUACUUUGUAUUUUGAUACAGUCUUGGGAAAUGAACAAUCUGUGGACUCCUCAGCUACAGUUGUCUUUGGUUGUAGCAACUCACAGUCUGGAGAUUUGACCAAGUCAGACAGGGCAGUUGAUGGAAUUUUUGGUUUUGGGCAGCAUGAAUUGUCUGUCAUAUCACAACUUUCCUCUAUGGGCCUCACUCCUAGGGUGUUUUCUCAUUGCUUAAAGGGAUCAGAAAAUGGUGGAGGCAUAUUGGUUUUUGGAGAAAUUGUAGAACCGGGCAUCGUUUAUACUCCACUUGUUCCAUCACAGUCUCACUACAACCUAAACCUAGAGAGUAUUAGUGUCAAUGGACAAAUACUUUCUAUUGAUCCAUCGGUGUUUUUAACUUCGAAUACACAAGGAACUAUUAUUGAUUCUGGGACCACACUGGCUUAUCUGGCUGAAGAGGCUUAUGACCCUUUUGUGAAUGCAAUAGUUGCUUCACUAUCCCCUUCCGUUCGUCUGAUCAAUUCCAAAGGAAAUGAGUGUUUCAUUACUUCCGGCAGUGUUGAUGAAUCAUUUCCUUCUCUUACAUUGAACUUCAAGGGUGGUGCAUCCAUGCCAGUAAAACCUGAGGAUUAUCUUUUGCAAGAAGUUUCUAUCGAUAAUUCUGUUAUAUGGUGUAUUGGUUGGCAAAAGAACCAGGGAUCAGGAAUAACAAUAUUAGGAGACCUCGUUCUCAAGGACAAGAUAUUCGUCUAUGAUUUAGCUAAUCAGCGCCUAGGCUGGACGAGCUAUGACUGUUCUCUAUCUGUCAAUGUGAGUAUUUCAUCUGUAAAAAACCAGUACCUAAACACUGGACAGUUCCAAGUCAACAAAUCAUCCCAAAUUGUAUUUGGCAAGCUGCAUUGGAGUACCAUCACAUUUGCCCUGUUCUUGCUUAGCCUAAGCAGAUUACUAUGAAGUCAAAGAACACAUAAAUUGUAAUUCAUUAACGAGAGGCCACAAAGUGAUUCAAUAUUUUUCACAAUCCAUUGUGCUAUUUUCUUGUCAGUACUUUUAGAUAGUUUUGAUAUGAUCAACUAAGUUCGGUUAGAUUCUAUUA
Zingiber officinale is the source of this 1834-nucleotide messenger RNA. Its product is annotated as aspartic proteinase 36-like. The coding region runs from base 22 to 1692 and encodes 556 amino acids. The record is from RefSeq and is a predicted model, not a curated record. The transcript is spliced from 10 exons. Lineage: Eukaryota; Viridiplantae; Streptophyta; Magnoliopsida; Zingiberales; Zingiberaceae. Gene Ontology annotation, molecular function: aspartic-type endopeptidase activity. Gene Ontology annotation, biological process: proteolysis.